This is a messenger RNA of Recurvomyces mirabilis, 1113 nucleotides long. RefSeq lists its product as uncharacterized. The transcript has 2 exons. Lineage: Eukaryota; Fungi; Ascomycota; Dothideomycetes; Mycosphaerellales; Teratosphaeriaceae. Bases 1 to 1113 code for a protein of 370 amino acids. Gene Ontology annotation, molecular function: nitronate monooxygenase activity. The record is from RefSeq and is a predicted model, not a curated record.
AUGCCCUUCAAUACCGCCCUUACCCGCAAGCUCGGGAUCCGUGUACCUGUCGUUCAAGGUGGCAUGCAAUGGGUGGGCUACGCUGAGAUGGCUUCCGCCGUCUCGAAUGCUGGCGGUCUCGGUAUACUCACUGCUCUCACACAACCCACACCGGAGGACCUGCGGAAAGAAAUCCAAAGGUGCAAGAAGAUGACAAAGUAUCCAUUCGGUGUGAACCUUACACUUCUCCCAGCAAUGGUGCCGCCGGACUACAGUGCAUACGCGCAGGUUGUGCUUGAUGAAGGGAUCCGAAUCGUCGAGACAGCCGGCAAUAGUCCUGGCCCAAUCAUCAAGCAACUGAAGGAGGCUGAUCCACCUUGUGUUAUCCUGCACAAAUGUACUACUAUCAGACAUGCCAUGAGUGCAGUCAAGCUAGGCGUUGACUUCUUAUCCAUCGAUGGCUUCGAAUGUGCCGGUCAUGUUGGCGAGACAGACAUCACCAACUUAAUCCUCCUCAGCCGAGCACGACAAACGAUGCCGAUCCCGUUCAUCGCUUCCGGCGGCUUUGCGGACGGACAGGGUUUAGCAGCUGCCAUUAGCUUGGGCGCUGAAGGCAUCAACAUGGGAACUCGGUUCAUGUGCACGGUCGAAGCCCCCAUCCACCACAACAUCAAGCAGUCGAUCGUGGAUGCGCAAGAGACAGAUACAGAGCUAGUGCUCAGACGAUGGAAGAAUACGAGCAGGUUGUUCAAGAACAAGGUGACCGCCGAGGCCACCAGGGUAGAGCGGGAGAGCACAACAGGGAAGUUCGAGGAGGUUGCACCGUUCGUGAGCGGCAAGCGUGGCCGACAAGUCUUUUUGAACGGUGACAAGGAUUUUGGCGUCUGGACAGCCGGUCAAGUCAUCGGCCUCAUCCACGACAUCCCCACUUGCCAGGACUUGGUUAGCAGGAUCGAGAAGGAAGCCAUCGAGACUCUCACCGGAGCCAACAAACUCAUCGUUGACAAGCAGCCAGAAGCAGACAUCAGAGGCAAGCCGAUUGGCGAUGUCUCAUCAGAUCUGAAGCGAAGCGAGACCGCUAGGAAGAAUCCUGGUGAGGCGCAGAUAUAUGAUAUUGGGAAGAGUAAACUAUAG